This is a messenger RNA of Notechis scutatus (mainland tiger snake), 1313 nucleotides long. The record is from RefSeq and is a predicted model, not a curated record. Lineage: Eukaryota; Metazoa; Chordata; Lepidosauria; Squamata; Elapidae.
CUUCCCCCCUCCCUCCCUCCCUCUUGGCCAAGUCCUUGAAGGGACACGAAGACGGCAGCCUGGCUGAAAGUACCGGCGGGUUGAAACUGACUAGACCCCCGCCGCUGAGCGCCAAGCAAGCCGGGCUGAAAUUCAGCGGGCCGCCGCCGCCUCCGCCAGCUUCGUCCUCUUUCCCCCCGCUGGCCCUCUCGGCCUGGGGGGCCUCGCUCUUCCCUCCUGGCUUUGUGGAUGUCCCGAUGAGAGAUCCAGCGUUCCCGGGGGCUGCGAUGGCUUACCACCCCUUCCACGCGCCCAGGCCAGCCGACUUCCCCAUGUCCGCCUUCUUAGCGGCCGCCCAGCCUUCGUUCUUCCCGGCGCUGGCUCUGCCUCCCGCCGCCCUCGCCAAACCCUUGACGGAUCCCAGCUUGGCUGGAGCCGCCGCCGAGGCCGGCUUGCACGUCUCGGCUCUCGGACAUCAUCACCAGGCUGCCCAUCUGCGGUCCCUGAAAAGCUUGGAGCCGGAAGAAGAGGUGGAAGACGACCCCAAAGUCACGCUGGAAGCUAAAGACCUUUGGGACGAGUUCCACAAACUGGGCACCGAGAUGGUGAUCACGAAAUCGGGAAGACGGAUGUUCCCUCCUUUCAAAGUGCGGGUCAGCGGCCUGGAUAAGAAGGCCAAGUACAUCCUGCUGAUGGAUAUUGUGGCCGCCGACGAUUGUCGCUACAAGUUCCACAACUCGCGUUGGAUGGUGGCCGGCAAGGCCGACCCGGAGAUGCCGAAGAGGAUGUACAUCCAUCCGGACAGUCCAGCGACGGGCGAGCAGUGGAUGGCCAAGCCAGUGGCCUUCCAUAAACUGAAGCUCACCAAUAACAUAUCAGACAAGCAUGGAUUUACCAUCCUCAAUUCCAUGCACAAGUACCAGCCUAGGUUCCACAUAGUCCGAGCGAAUGACAUCCUCAAGUUACCAUACAGCACUUUCCGAACAUAUGUCUUCCCCGAAACCGACUUCAUCGCGGUGACAGCUUACCAAAAUGACAAGAUCACCCAACUGAAGAUCGACAACAACCCUUUUGCAAAAGGAUUUCGAGACACAGGGAAUGGGCGGAGAGAGAAAAGGAAGCAGCUGACUCUGCCUUCCCUGAGGAUGUAUGAGAAUCCCUGCAAGCAGGACCGAGACGGGGGAGAAUCCGAUGCAUCAUCUUGCGAACCUGCCCCUGUGCGAGAAUGUCUUCACUCUCCAUUGGCGACAACCCCCAGUCCUUUACAGGUCCAUCGAAACAGCAGAGGUGAGGAUCUUUUUUUUGGGGGGGGGGGGUUGCAGGAUCCCCAAGGG